AGACGUGGCGGGGCGAUCCGUAGGCAGGGCCGGACGCCGCAGUUCUCCUUGGCCGGAGCCUCAACGGAUGGGAGGGGAGGGGGCGGGGAGGGGGCGGGGAGGGGGCGGGGAGGGGGCGGGGCCGGGCAACCCGGAAGGUCCGGCGCCCGAGCCACCUACCUCGCUGGGACCCGGGUCUUGCUGUUCCCUGCUGGCCUCCUGCCCAAGCGACUGCGGCCAGGAUGGGCCGGAAGGUGACCGUGGCCACCUGCGCACUCAACCAGUGGGCCCUUGACUUCGAGGGCAAUUUGCAAAGGAUUUUAAAGAGUAUUGAAAUUGCCAAAAACAGAGGAGCAAGAUACAGGCUUGGACCAGAGCUGGAAAUAUGCGGCUACGGAUGUUGGGAUCAUUAUUACGAGUCGGACACCCUCUUGCACUCGUUUCAAGUCCUAGCGGCCCUUCUGGAGUCUCCCGUCACUCAGGACAUCAUCUGCGACGUGGGGAUGCCUGUAAUGCACCGGAACGUCCGCUACAACUGCAGAGUGAUAUUCCUCAACAGGAAGAUCCUGCUCAUCAGACCCAAGAUGGCCUUGGCCAACGAAGGCAACUACCGUGAGCUGCGCUGGUUCACCCCGUGGUCGAGGAGUCGGCACACAGAGGAGUACUUUCUGCCUCGGAUGAUACGGGACCUGACAAAGCAGGAAACCGUGCCCUUCGGAGACGCAGUGCUGGUGACGUGGGACACCUGCAUUGGAAGUGAGAUCUGUGAGGAGCUCUGGACACCCCACAGCCCGCACAUCGACAUGGGCCUGGAUGGCGUGGAGAUCGUCACCAACGCCUCGGGCAGCCACCACAUGCUGCGCAAAGCCAACACCAGGGUGGAUCUCGUGACUAUGGCCACCGGCAAGAAUGGUGGGAUUUACUUGCUGGCCAACCAGAAGGGCUGUGACGGGGACCGCCUGUACUACGACGGCUGUGCCAUGAUCGCCAUGAACGGAAGCGUCUUUGCUCAAGGAUCCCAGUUUUCUCUGGAUGACGUGGAAGUCCUGACGGCCACGCUGGAUCUGGAGGAUGUCCGGAGCUACAGGGCGGAGAUUUCAUCUCGAAACCUGGCGGCCAGCAGGGCGAGCCCCUACCCCAGAGUGAAGGUGGACUUUGCCCUCUCGUGCCACGAGGACUUGCUGGCACCCGUCUCUGAGCCCAUCGAGUGGAAAUACCACAGCCCUGAGGAGGAGAUAAGCCUUGGACCUGCCUGCUGGCUCUGGGAUUUUUUAAGACGAAGCGAACAGGCAGGGUUUUUGCUGCCCUUGAGUGGUGGGGUGGACAGCGCAGCCACCGCCUGCCUCAUCUACUCCAUGUGCUGCCAGGUCUGCGAGGCCGUGAGGAGCGGAAAUGAGGAAGUGCUGGCUGAUGUCCGCACCAUCGUGAACCAGAUCAGCUACACCCCCCAGGAUCCCCGAGACCUCUGUGGACGCAUACUGACCACCUGCUACAUGGCCAGCAAGAACUCCUCCCAAGAGACGUGCACCCGAGCCAGAGAGUUGGCCCAGCAGAUUGGAAGCCACCACAUCAGUCUCAACAUCGAUCCAGCCGUGAAGGCCGUCAUGGGCAUCUUCAGCCUGGUGACGGGGAAGAGCCCUCUAUUCGCAGCUCAUGGAGGAAGCAGCAGGGAAAACCUGGCGCUGCAAAAUGUGCAGGCUCGAAUACGGAUGGUCCUCGCCUAUCUGUUCGCUCAGCUGAGCCUCUGGUCUCGGGGCGUCCGCGGUGGGCUCCUCGUGCUGGGAUCUGCCAACGUGGAUGAGAGUCUCCUGGGCUACCUGACCAAGUACGACUGCUCCAGUGCGGACAUCAACCCCAUAGGCGGGAUCAGCAAGACGGACCUGAGGGCCUUCGUCCAGUUCUGCAUCAAGCGCUUCCAGCUUCCUGCCCUGCAGAGCAUCCUGUCGGCGCCCGCCACGGCAGAGCUGGAGCCCUUGGCUGAUGGACAGGUGUCCCAGACCGACGAGGAAGAUAUGGGGAUGACGUAUGCGGAGCUCUCGGUCUAUGGGAAACUCAGGAAGGUGGCCAAGAUGGGGCCCUACAGCAUGUUCUGCAAACUCCUCGGCAUGUGGAGACACAUCUGCACCCCGAGACAGGUCGCUGACAAAGUGAAGCGGUUUUUCUCCAAGUACUCCAUGAACAGACACAAGAUGACCACGCUCACACCUGCGUACCACGCCGAGAACUACAGCCCUGAGGACAACAGGUUUGAUCUGCGACCAUUUCUGUACAACACGAGCUGGCCUUGGCAGUUUCGGUGCAUAGAAAAUCAGGUGCUACAGCUCGAGAGGGCCGAGCCACAGUCCCUGGACGGCGUGGACUGAGGCUGGUUCCUUCCUGGAGGCCUCCUCUCCUCAGGGACCCCAGCGCCUCGUCAUCAGCAUUGCUGGAGCCAAGGGCCCUGCACUAGGACCCCAGGAUGGCACGGCGCAUCAGCCGAGGAGGAGGGAACUUUUCAGUCAAAUUCCUCAAAAAGAGGCUGGAAUAAAGCCUGGGCAAAAAAAGAGGCUGGAAUCCAAUGCACAUGAUUUUGACCUCCCGCCAGCAUGUGCUUCCCCGCGAAGUCUGGCACUCUCUGACGGAGGCUGCCUGGGUAGGAGGGGUCCAGCUGCCGUCCCGUGUGGCAUCUUUGCUGCAGGAACUAAAACAGUAGCUCCCAGGAAGGGAGGGGUGUCAUGAGCAGAAAAUGAAGGAGAGAAGACCUCCUCUCCCACCCACAUACACCUUCCUGUCCUGGGUUCCAGAAGGCUCUGGGGAGAUGGUCCCUGCAGAGCUUUCUUCCUGGGAGUCUGGGGACCAGUCGGCCUUACUCCUGUCCUGUGGGAGAACCACCCCAUCUAGGCGUGGGGCCAGGUGUGGGGCAGGGGCGGGGCCCUGUGGGUCCCCCUUCCUGCUGAUCUUCAUGCCAUUCUGGGCACCUUUGUCUGUUUAUGGAAUGGGGUGAGGAGCGGCUCUUCUAUCCUCUCCAGAGCUCCCCUUGGUCCUGGAACCCUCUCUCCCAGGUUGCCCCAGGGAGUCUCAGCCUCCCAUCCUUGCAGGGUGAAGAUGAGACGAGGAUGCGUGCACAGGCCAGAGCCUCCAGGAGGGUGGAGUGGGUUUGGGGUCUGUGCUGCCUACCGGGUGUCUGCCCUUUCUCUCCCCCAUGCCCGGCCCCUCUGCCUGGGACACUCCUGCUUCCCAGCCUUACCUAGAGCCCCACACCAAACCCAGGGCCCGGGCUGGGACACAGACCGCAGCCGAGGGUGAAUUUCCCAGGAAGCAAAUGGGGGCCCUGGGCUGGGGUACAGGGAGUGAUCCUACCACUUUGCCGUCCCUGCGGGUCUGCGCGGCCUUUCUUCCCCUGUCCCCGCUCUGUCUCCUCACUGUCCAGCUUUCCCUAAGCCAAGGCUGUAGAUUUCCCUCUGUCCCGGGCCACCAGGAAGCCUUCCAACUGUGAUGUGCCCGGAGCUGAGGUGGCCCCCAGCAGCCCCUGUCCCUCCCAGUGUGCUGCCACUGGGGACGACCCCCAGGGGGUGGCUGCCUGAGGCCUCCUUGUUCUGUCCUGGUCUCACCGUCUAUAGGUCAUAGCAGUACUAAGUGGCGUGAUAGCAGAAAGUGGGGGGCACUCGGCAGGUGCUGUCUGGAUAGCAGAGAGUGGGGAGCACUCAGCAGGUGUUGUCUGGAUAGUAGAGAGUGGGGGGCACUCGGCAGGUGCUGUCGGGCUGAGUGGUCACCACCGUCGUUGUCUUCUCUGUCCAGAGUCUGUUACCCAUGUCUGUUACCCAUGUCACAUUGUGGAUGCCCCCUGCCCGGAUAGGUCUGAGUGCACUGGGGUGGCCAGCACCCCACACCUUCUCAGGGAGCACCCAGCAGGAUACCUGAGAUUCUCCUUAUGCCUUGGUUGGAAGCUGGAGGCUUCUGGCUGCCUCCUGCACCCCAGAUGUGUGGCAACGGGGUGGGGAGUGUGUCCCUCAAAAGAUGAUCAGGUGAGGCUGGGACCCUGAAGGCAGCCCCAUCCGGUGGAAUUACCCUCGGAGGCUCCAAAACUUCCCACCUGCAGGAGCUGAGCUCAGGGGCACCAGACCCUGGUCCCCAACCUUCAAGUUAUAGGGUGGUGUCCCCCAGUUAUAGGGCAGUGUCCCCAGUUAUAGGAUAUUGUCCUUCAGUCAUAGAUUAGUAUCUUAUGGUUACAGGAUAGUGUCCCGUCAGUUACAGGGCAAUGUCCCCCCAGUCAUAGCAUAGUAUAUCCCCAAGUCACAGGGUAGUUUCCCCUAGUUAUAAGGCAGUGUUCCCCCAUUAUAGUGUCCCCAGUUAUAGGGUGAUGUCCCCCAGUUAUAGGGUGAUGUCCUCCCAGUUAUAGGGUAAUGUCUCCCCAGUUAUAGGGUGAUGUUCCCACAGUUAUAGGGUGAUGUUCCCCCAGUUAUAGGGUGAUGUUCCCACAGUUAUAGGAUGAUGUCCCCACAGUUAUAUGGUGACGUCCCCAAGUUAUAGGGUGAUGUCCCCCAGUUAUAGGGUGAUGUUCCCAGUUAUAGGGUGAUGUCCCCACAGUUAUAUGGUGACGUCCCCCAGUUAUAGGACGAUGUCUCCCCAGUUAUAGGGUAAUAUCCCCAGUUAUAGGUGAAUGUCUCCCCAGUUAUAGGGUGAUGUCCCCCCAGUUAUAGGGUGAUGUCCCCCUAGUUACAUGGUGAUGUCUCCCCAGUUAUAGAGUGAUGUCCCCCCAGUUAUAGGGUGAUGUCCCCCAGUUAUAGGUGAAUGUCUCCCCAGUUAUAGGGUAAUGUCCCCACAGUUACAGGGUGACAUCCCCCAGUUAUAGGGCAAUGUCCCCCCAGUUACUGGGCAGUGUCCCCCAAUUACCGGGCAAUGUGCCCUCAUAGUGUCUCCCAGUUAUACAGUAUUGUCCCCCCAUUAUAAGGUAGUAUCCCCAGUUACUAGAUAGCAUCCCCCAGUAACAGGAUAAUGUCCCCCAAUUGCAGAGCAAUGUCCCCCAUUAUAGUGUCCCCAAGUUAUAAGUUGGUGUCCCCCAGUAACAGGAUAAUAGGAUAGUGUCCCCAGUACAGGGCAGUGUACCCCAGUUACCAGUGUCCCCCAGUUACAGGAGAGUGUCCACCAGUUACAGGGCAGUGUCUACCCAGGUACAGCCUAGUGUCCCUCAGUUACACAAUAAUGUGUCCCCCAGUGGUAGGAUAGUCUACUACUGAGUCCUCCUUAGUGGGACUCAUCUGGCAUGAGUCCAGCUGAGAUUAGGAUAGGGUAGUGACCCUUCAGUUUUGGGGAAGGGACCAGAGCUCGGCCAGUGAGAAGCUUCCAGCUCCGUCUGGCCAUAUCCAGAUUGCUGAGGGUCCUGGGCUCUGUCCUUAAACCUCAUCACUGACAUGACCCAGCAAACCUUCUCAAGAGGAAAACAUCCCCUUGGGUCAAACACAGCUUGUUCAGGUCUCGGGGACCUCCUCCUGCCAUCCUGGGGAUGCUGGGGAGAAUGGAGAUGCACAGGAGGCUUUGUCCUCUCCUCUGCCUUUUGGCGAAAACAUUUCACUCAAGGCAAACACAGCCUGAGGGCAGCACAGGGGACCCCAAGGCUCACUGCCCAUUUCUAGUCGCCACCAAACACAUGGGUUUUCCUCCUGUUCUCGUCAUGGGUGCCUUUGCUCAUUCUCAUCCUCCUGUUCUCAUCCAGUCUACCUUUGCUCAGCCCAGUCUGACUGGCUCCCAGCAGCAUCCGCCCCAAAGGUUCUCCCAUCAUAGCAGGAAGCAGCCUCAGACAGUACCCGAUGAACAGGCCUGGCUGUGUUCCAUUAGAACCUCAGUUCAGCCAGCCCGAGCCUCCCUCUCAGCUGGAUACUGUUAAUGAGAGGGGUACACAUUCACCUCCCCUUUCCAAUGUUUUAAAACUCUAGGACAGUGAUUCUCAAACACUUUGGUCUCAAAACCCCAAAGAGCAUUUGCUUAUGUGUCUUUUAUCUGUUGAUAUUUGCUACCUGAGAAAUUAAAACAGAAAUCUAAAAAUAGAUUUAUUUUAUGAAGUCACUUAAAAAUAAUAAGCCCAUUGCAUGUUAACAUGAAAAAAAUAAAUUUUCUAAAAACAAAA
This is a messenger RNA of Pongo pygmaeus (Bornean orangutan), 6082 nucleotides long. It is a transcript of the gene NADSYN1, whose product is annotated as NAD synthetase 1. Gene Ontology annotation, cellular component: cytoplasm. Gene Ontology annotation, biological process: NAD+ biosynthetic process. NCBI's taxonomy places the organism in Eukaryota, Metazoa, Chordata, Mammalia, Primates, Hominidae. The record is from RefSeq and is a predicted model, not a curated record. Gene Ontology annotation, molecular function: NAD+ synthase (glutamine-hydrolyzing) activity; ATP binding; glutaminase activity. The transcript has 21 exons. Bases 222 to 2342 code for a protein of 706 amino acids.